AUUCAUCCUACAGGCUACAAAGUGUCAUAAAAUUUUUGCCAAAUUUAUAGUCACCAAAGGCUAUUAAGGCGUGCAAGUAGUAACAAAUUGAACUUGGAGUAAUUUUGUUGAGUUUCUUCACCGCCACUUUUAUGAGUAAUAGCGCCAUGGUUGCCGUUGCCAUUUGUUGUAUUCUGGUGCUGCUGGCCGUCUUCAUUGUCAUCAUCAUAGUGGUGGGCCAGACAAUGGGAGAGCCUAAGUGAGAUAAACUCCAGCUGGGACCCGGUAAUUUCCCAGAUGGAUAACAAAGGCCUACCGAAUGUUAGUACAUCUCGUUAAAUACCUCCACCGUCAAUACCACCAUCAUUACAACAACCGCCAUUGAUGGUCAAAGCACUCCCACACCCAAAGAGGCCCAUAGAGCAGAACGCUUAACGUCAAGGAAAAAAGUGUAGAUAUAACAUAAAAGCAUCAAAUUCAGACACCAGACAUUUUGUAGAACUCAUUUUGAAAAACACUUCUAUGCUCCCAGAGAAAUGUAAUAAUCAAAGUCACAACAACAAUAACAACAUAGAAUCGCGCCAAAUAUUCAAAGGUUAUCAAUAAAAAAAAUUUUUUUUAACAAAAUAACAUAACGACGAAUUAAAAUUCUCAACCCAUCGUGUCAGUAUCAAAUUGGCUGUGAUGUGUAAUUCUUUUUUUUUGUGAAACAAACAACAACAACCACAUGAAAUCAACAAAUAACAACAACAACAACCAAAAAAGCAUAACAUCAAUUUAAUUUAAAAUAUUCAAAAAAAAAAUCCUUUA
Molecule: messenger RNA, 789 nt
Organism: Stomoxys calcitrans (stable fly)
Lineage: Eukaryota; Metazoa; Arthropoda; Insecta; Diptera; Muscidae
Exons: 1
Coding region: 132-242 (36 amino acids)
Source: RefSeq, a predicted model, not a curated record